Messenger RNA from Geodia barretti, 117 nucleotides. NCBI's taxonomy places the organism in Eukaryota, Metazoa, Porifera, Demospongiae, Tetractinellida, Geodiidae. The record is from the annotation of a GenBank genome assembly.
AUGAUAAGCGACGUCCAACUGGCAAUAUUCGCCAAUGUCAUGGGGGUGACUCUCUUCCUGCUAGUGGUGCUGUUCCACUACGUGGCCGCGAGCAACCCCAAGAGCAAACCUGAAUAA